AUGCCCGCGAUAUCAGAGGCCGUGCUGGGCCACGGGCUGGCACAGUUUGGAACCCACCAGGUGGCCGACAUGGUCGCCUCGCUCGUGCGACGGAUAAACAUUCCCUUCAACAGCACCAGCCCGCCGGGGCUGAUCGAAGCCAACACGGUGGACCCCUGGAAGAAGAGCGGCAAAUACGCGCUCGCAUACGUCUACUUCUGCAUCCCGCUGCUGGUCAUCACGGCGCUGAUGCGCUACUACCACCUGUUCACGGACAAGAUCCGGACCGCACUCCACCAAGAAGAGGUACUGCAGUCCUCCGCGACGUCCUCCCCCGACACAGACUACGAAAUGUCGGUGCUCUAUACUGACAAGUCUACUAUGAAGUUCUUCCCUCGCGAAGGCCCGUUGCCGAGUGGGCCCAAGACCCAGUCGAGCGUGUCGUCUGUAGGGCCGAUCAACAACCUGGUGGCCCUGUUCCGUUUCGUCUUCUACCGCCCCGUGCCGCAGUUUACCAUCCGCAAGGGCUGGAGGCCGUUGGUGUUUCCCUCGCUGAGCGUUAUUGUUGUCGUGUUUCUCGCGUUUGCGGUGGGGAUAUUGUAUAGUUGUGUCCCCCAGCCGCUGUUCUGGAGCAGCAUUGCGUACGGGUCGCCGCCGCUUGCGAUUCGCUCGGGCAUGAUGGCGGUGGCCCUGAUGCCGUGGAUCGUGGCGCUGGCGAUGAAGGCGAACCUGAUCACCAUGUUGACGGGCAUCAGCCACGAGCGGUUGAAUGUGCUGCACAGGUGGGCCGCGUACUUGUGUCUUGUGUUGAGCAUCCUGCACACGGUGCCGUUUUACGUCACUCCGAUCUGGGAGAAGGGGGCCCGGAAGGUGUUCGAGAGCUUCUUUGCGCAGGAGGGCUUCUACGCCUACGGAACUGGUAUCGCUGCUCUCGCACCGCUCUGCUUUCUGUGCACACACUCCAUCGCUCCUCUCCGACACCGCAUGUACGAGCUGUUUGUCACGCUCCACGUGCCUGUGUCUAUGGUCUUCCUGGGCAUGAUGUUCUGGCACUGCAACAACUACCUCACCUCCUGGAACUACCUCUUCUCGACGCUCGCCAUCUGGCUGCUGUCGUACGCCAUGCGGCUGUUCUACCUGAACUGGACCAACCCGUUCCGCAUGUCGUGGCUGAUCGGCGACGAGGCUGCCGUGACGCUCAUGCCAGAGAACGCGGUCAAGAUCACGAUCCCCACGCAGACCAAGUGGAGGCCCGGGCAAUAUGUGUACCUCCGCAUGCCGGGGAUUUCCGUGUUCGAGAACCACCCCUUCACCAUCGCGUCGCUGUGCGACGACGACUUCCCGUCCGAGUACGGCGAGGGGUACAGGGACAUGGUUCUUGUGUUUAGGCCAUUCGGCGGCUUCACGAAGAAGGUUGUCGAGAGCGCGCUGACCCACGGUCCGUGGCACACAUACCGCGCAUUCGUGGACGGCCCGUACGGCGGCAUGCAGCGCCGCAUCGAGGCGUUCGACGACGUUGUUCUCAUUGCUGGAGGCAGUGGCAUCACGGCCAUCAUCUCGCAGCUGCUCCUGCUAGUCAAGAAGAUGCGCGACGGCAAAGCCGCCACGCGCAAAAUCCACGUCAUCUGGGCCAUGAAGCGCCCGGAAACCAUGGAGUGGUUCAAAGAAGAACUGCGCAUCUGCCGCGAAUUCGCGCCCCCGGAGACAGUCGAGUGCCAGUUCUACAUCACCGCGGCCAAGCGCGUCGUCGGCGGCGGCCUGGUCAGCGCCAAAACGCCCACGCGCCCGGUCUCCAUGUUCUUCCACGAUAAAGUCAACGACGCGUUCCAGAACAUCGCCGACCACCGCCUGUCCGGGAUAAGCGCCAUCUCGUCCAAGCGCCACUCCGCGCUCAUCCGCGACGAGGCCCAGGGCGACCCCGAGAAGGAAUUCGCCCUGCGCGCCGAGAACGAAGACCACGUCUCCGCGCUCCCGCAGGCGCACCUGCGCCACCUCGCGCCGCCACGCGCCUCGUACCACAGCGCCCACAGCGCCGCAGACCCAGACGACAUCGCCCCCGCCCCGCGCCGCCCGCAGCGCAACCUCUCCCUCGACAUCACCACGGCCCUACGCGCCCACCCCUCCGCCCUCGCCCCCGACCUGUCCACCGACCCCUCCGCCCCCGUCUCCGGCUUCGACUUCGGCUUCCCCUCGACGCCCACCGAAUUCCAAAAGAACCUAAUGCGCUUCGCCUUCCUCCCCGCGGCGAAAAAAAAGGACGGCUGGAGCACCGAGUACGGACGCCCCGACAUCGCUUUCCUACUGAAGGGGUUGGGCAAGGGGUUCGGGAACCGCGCGUGUGUGUUCGUGUGCGGGCCGCCGGGGAUGCGGGAGGGUGUUGCGCGGGCCGUGGUCGGGUUGCAGAGGGGCGUUUGGAGGGGUGGGGGGGUCGGGGAGGUGUUUUUGCAUGCGGAGAAUUAUGCGGUGUAG
Messenger RNA from Boeremia exigua, 2448 nucleotides. RefSeq names its product ferric reductase NAD binding domain-containing protein. Gene Ontology annotation, biological process: intracellular iron ion homeostasis; iron ion transport; copper ion import. Lineage: Eukaryota; Fungi; Ascomycota; Dothideomycetes; Pleosporales; Didymellaceae. The transcript has 2 exons. Bases 1 to 2448 code for a protein of 815 amino acids. Gene Ontology annotation, molecular function: ferric-chelate reductase activity. The record is from RefSeq and is a predicted model, not a curated record. Gene Ontology annotation, cellular component: plasma membrane.